This is a messenger RNA of Salvia hispanica, 648 nucleotides long. RefSeq names its product RING-box protein 1a-like. The record is from RefSeq and is a predicted model, not a curated record. Lineage: Eukaryota; Viridiplantae; Streptophyta; Magnoliopsida; Lamiales; Lamiaceae. Gene Ontology annotation, molecular function: zinc ion binding.
AGAUCACCGUUUACCGCUGCUCUCAGUUCUAAUCUCCUCUAUCAAAGCUCAACACAAUCUCCGAAGAUUGAAAGCUAAAUCGGUGCCCUAGCCUGCUGAAGAUGGCCUCACUUGAUACCGACGUCGAUAUGGUUCCCGCCGGCGAUGGAUCCUCCGGCGCCGGGCCCUCCACCAUCAAUCCCUCAUCGUCCACCAAGAAACCAAAGCGAUUCGAGAUCAAGAAGUGGAACGCCGUCUCUCUCUGGGCUUGGGAUAUCGUGGUCGAUAAUUGUGCCAUUUGCAGGAAUCAUAUCAUGGAUCUUUGCAUUGAGUGUCAGGCUAAUCAGGCCAGCGCAACAAGCGAGGAAUGCACAGUUGCAUGGGGUGUAUGCAAUCAUGCCUUCCACUUCCAUUGCAUUAGCAGAUGGCUCAAGACCCGUCAAGUUUGUCCUCUGGAUAAUAGCGAGUGGGAGUUUCAGAAGUAUGGUCACUAGAAUUAUAAUUUGUACUUUCUUCUAGACUGGAUAUGUAAACUUGUGAGUUUUGGGAAGUAUGGGCACUGCUGUAAAAAAUUUAAAUUUCUUCAGGUCCAUUUAUGCAGCAAAUAUGCUUGUAAUAUGCUUGAGGACUUCAAUUGUCGUGCAUGGUAUUUGAAAUCAUGUUGCAAUU